CGGAUUUUCAAAGGUGUUGUUACUGGGUGGUGCGGGUUUUUUGAUGUCUUUCGACCUUCAUCGGCAUUUCACUUGUGAAUUUUAAAGAUGAGCAAUUUCCCAUCUUUGGAGUGUCGAUCACUAAAACGGAAAGAACACUGCCCACCAGAUGUAUAUUGCCAAAGAAUUGAGCAGAAAGAAGACCUGAUGUGUGAAGACUUUGUGAAAGAUGGCUUCAAAUAUAUGAAACCAGUACGUGAUGAAUAUGAAUCAUGUAAAGAGGAAAGUCGAUUCCUAAGUUCAGAAGCCGUAUGGAAUUCUUACUACAAUAUUAUGCUGAAAAAAUUCGAAUGCUCAAACUUCCAAGACUUCAAAAAACGGCAAACGACAAAUAUUCGUGACACUGUUAUUCCAGCUAUUGAUAUGUACAAAGAACAGGUUUGUGACUGGUUUAAGGAGCUUUCUAACAAUGUGUCACUUCAAAACCUUGGGCGUCGUGUUCCAUUUUUCAAAGAUAAAGAGGAGUGCUUACAUGAACUACUCAUAAAUAAAGUUCCUAUAUCUCGAGCCUUGUGGUUCGUCAAUAUGAGUAUCAUCCAGUCAACGGCGGUUGCUGAAACUGCGAAGAAAAAGCCUAGGGCUCCACAAGAUCCAACUGCUGAUUGGUCAUCUACUCUAUGUCGCAUGCUGUCACGGACUUUAGAGCCAAUAUAUGCACCGAUAAAGCAUAAUGAACUUGUAGCGUUGUAUAGUGAUUGGGACUACCUUUUUUCCCUGCUUAUUGGCAUGUACGACGCAGACAUUGCAGAUCACUGGGAAGUCAUAAUAUGGUUGAUUAAAUUGGUGGAAAAUGUUUAUAAAGAAAUUCGAGGGAAUGUAUCGCCUAAAUCUGUUGAUUCGUCACCUGUGAAUAACUCUUCACAUUCUGUAAAAUGUGCGUCUGACUUUCCCCUUAAGUUUAUUUUGCAUUACCUUGUAAAGUUUGGUCGGCGAUUUACUGAAAGUGAACUUUUAAUUCGAAGGUUGCUGUAUUGGUGUUGUACCACAUUUGCAAAUGUUGUUUUGACUUGUACAGGAUCCGAAUUCACGCCCUCAGCUUCCACAUUUCAAGGCAUUUUAAAUGAGUAUAAAGAAUUAAACACAUGCCCUCUGCAUCGUCAUAUUUCACUAUCAUUAGGCAGUUUGAUCACAUUCAUUAUCCUAAGUUGUCCAUCAGCUGCUGUAUGGAAUCCAAUUCCUUUUGACACUGAUCAUACUUACUUCAGGGGGUCGCCGCUUGAUCAUAUUCCUCAUUCAUUAAUAGCACUGCCUCUCCCACGGGGUGAGGAGUCAAUAUCAGUACGCAAAUGCUUGUCCGAAGUUGAGGAGAAUAUAAUAAGCCGAAGCCAGCUGGUUGAAUCUGGUUGGUUUAUUGAACCAAGUUCAGCAAACAAUGGCGGAAAUGUUAAACGUCUUGUUUGCCUGUUGGAAAUAUUAGAUCGUCAUGAAUAUCAUCUUGUUCGUGAACCAAAUCCAAUGGAGUCAUUGUAUAAUCGUAUAUUCAACGAUGAUUCUAUCCAUGAGGAUACAGCCACAGUUGUAACAACACUGUGUGAAUGGGCUGUAUCCCCGUAUCGUAUUGGAAUUUAUCGGUCAAUAAUAGUUGCAUGUUUAUUAGAACAGUUCAAAAAUACAUUUAUUGAAAGUACUAUCAUGACGACGACGACUACUACGACUAAUACUACCACUGCUAUUGCUACAACUACCGCUCCUAAUAAUAACAGCAAUACACUAGUACAACCAACAGCAACAACAACUACAGUUCCUACUGUCAGCAGUAACAUUAAUACUAACACUACCUCCACUAAUACAGCUAAUAACAAUACUAAUGCGAACAGCACUACUAAGGCUUUAAAAGCCUAUCAAUCAUUACAAGAGACAUUGAUUAAAUUUUUAGAUAAUUGUACUGCACAACUACCAUCAUUCAAUGGAGAACAAUCAUUAAUUGAAAAUGAUUUAAUGCGUAAUCUUGUAUGCCUGUUCUCUGAGUUAAUUGAUCGCGAAGUAUUUGAUCAUGAUAAUUAUGUUCGACAUUUCAUUGCACGCGGCGUCUUUGACACAAGUCUUCAUCCAUUAGCAGUUGCUGACAAUACCCUUCAAAAUAAACUCAAUACAUCAGGCAAUCCGCUAUCGUGUGGUAAUAAUAUUAAUCAGUCUGUGAAUACACCGACAAGUGUAACACGUUCUACUACUGCGACUACAUCAACAGCAUGUCAUUUACAGUCAGCAGCUCAACAUUCGGUUAAAUCAGAAAUUUCUGAAGAUAUGGAUCGUUAUAGUAUGGAUAAUCCAGAUUCUGUACGCUCUGAAUCUGGUAUAUUAUCGAGUGGUGUAAAUAAUUCUUCAGGGCUGACAAUGACUACAGCCAAUCUUCAUCAUACAACCUCCACUAUAGGCAAUCGUUUAAUGAAUUCAAAUCAAUCAGGUCAUUUGCAUUAUUUAAUUCAGUUCCCUAUACCACAAGAUGAAAGUUAUGCACAUGAACAGAAUCAACGCUUUCAAUUAUUGUAUGGUUCUGUUCGAUCACGUGAUCGGGCAAGAUAUCCUAUUCGAAAGUUGGUACGUGAUAUUUGUAAACUGUUUACUAAAAAGAUUUAUCUAAUCGAUGUUUUCCACGGUGAACUUGGUAGGCGUAAAAAGAGUAAAGAUAGAGAACGUGAAAAGGACAACACUAAUAGUAGUAAUAACAACAACAAUAACAAUAGCGGUACCAAUUCUACUAAUAUGGGGACAACAGUGACCGGGUCAACAACAGCAGCACAGUCUACAGCUUCAAAUGCAGCUGGAACACCGGGAAGUACAGGUGGCAGUGGAUCUGGACAUCGAACAACAAAUGAUGAGACAAGAUCAAUUGAUGAACUUCAUGAGGAUAUUAUGAAACGUUUUGUUAAUUUAUCAUUUUAUGAUAUGGAAUAUGUACUGUCACAGUGUACACCAGUUUUUGUAAAAAUGCUUAAUGGAUCAAAUUGUCAUUCAAGUUCCAAUGCACCAACUGAUGAAAGUGUUAAUUCAACAGUUAAUACAAACUCACCGUGUUCUGCAUCCACUGUGACCACUAAUCAGAAUAAUAAUACUAAUAACAAUAACAGUAAUAAUCUAUCUAGUGUUAAUAAUCAAUUACCAGCCAGUGCAUCUAAUGUUCAACAGUCACACAUUUAUAUGCCUGUACCCAGUUCAAUUUUCCUAUUUUUUGAAUUAAUUGAAACAUCAUUGAAUAUAACAUCGCUGAUAUUAACUGUUAUUGAUACAUUGGAACGUUUAAAAAUCUUAUUUGAAAAUCGUACACAUUUUAUGACGCUAUACAUGUCAUCUUUAUGCCUUAGAUCAGUAGGCAUACUACAACGUUAUCAAAAUGUAUUAUUUACAAUGGGUGAUGUAUCAAGUCGGCUGUUUCCAACACUGAUUGAACAAGUUCGACAAGUGAAAGAACCAACACUAUGUGGACCACUUGAACGUUGUAUUCUAAUCUACUUAAAUGAUUUAUUUACUUCGAAUGUUGUUAUAAAAACACGUUUUACUCCAGUCUAUGGUAAAGCUCAUCAAAAAGUCAAUGCACUGUUACGUCGUGUUGAUCCGAAUGAAGGGAUGGGACAAUUUGAUGCUGAUUAUGCCAAUGAUUUAUUAGCGACAACAUCUAUGGAUAAUUUAACAUCAUUUCGAGCCUAUGCUGAAGAUUUACGCCUUAAACCAGAUUCACGUUAUAGUUUUGUAUGUAAAGCUAUUAUAUGGAUAUGUCAAGCUAAAACACCUGAACGUGUUAAUUAUUUAUGCAGUUUAUGCGCUGAAUUAACUUCUCAGUGUAGUGAACUUACUCCAGAAUGGAUUGGUGCUUUUUAUGCUAUACUAGCACCACGUUCCUAUGUACAUGGUUAUCAGCCUUUAGUGAGUACUAUUGAACCAAAUCAAGUAUGGAUAUAUGAUAAUUUGAGUUCAUUGAUCGGUACACUAUUGUCACGAUAUUGUUUUACUAUUUCAGAUUUUUUACGUUUAGUUAUAUGUCCAGCAAUGGCUCAAGGGUUAGAUGAUGUUAGUCAACCUGUAGGUGCUCAAUUAGAGUCAAUCAUUUCUCUUGCUUGUCACAUUCUGCAUCGUUUAUUUACAGCUGAGUCAACGGUUAGUUCAUUACAGACUACAUCUAGUGUAUUGACACCAACUCCAGAAGUGAGCACAUCGACUAAUACCAGUACUAUUAAUGCUCCUGGCAGUAGUGGAAAUCCUGACACCUUGUUGUUAAAUUCAUCACCACCUCCGCCUUUCCGUAUUUCUGAACCAUUAUUACUAACUGCUGCUUUACAAAAAGUCACUUCAGAGUUUCUAGUUGAUGUCCUUAAAAUGCUUAUUGUACACAGUGAUAAAGCUUCUGUAGAAAAUCAAGCACCAGGAAGUUUACAAGGAGAAAAUGCUGAAGAGACAUUAGACGGUGAUGGAGAUGAUAACGAUAAUGAUGAUGGUGAAGAUGACGACGAUGAUGAUGAUGGCGUCAGGAAUUCAAAUGAUCGUGACGGUGAUGACGAUGAUGAUGGUGAGUUAACAGACAUUGACUCUGAAGGUGAUACAACAUUCAAAAGUACAACUCGUAAACGUAUUAAAGCUUCACAACAAAAAGGGAAUAAAUCAAAGAAAUCUAAACGUCGUCGACGUCGUCAACAUAAUCGUAAGGCAAUUUCACAAGUUCAUCAUGUUGUACAAAGAUUCUUAGAACAGGAUAUCUUACCGACAAGUGCAGAGUUACACUCUUUACCAUUAAAUGCAUUAACUCAAUUAGUACUACGUGAAAUAUGCACUGUACCAUGGAUACGUGAACGUUUUCAUCAAAUGACUACGAAUCAACUGAUACGUGAAAAUGUAUUGAUCGAUAAGAAUUUUUCUCAAAGUCAAGCUAGACGUCUUCUACACAUCAUCUAUUGGCCAUAUGAUUUAUCAUGGACAGAUAUAGCUUCAACAUCUGAAGGACUGUCUGGUGCAAUGUGUCAUGUACUACGUGAUUUAAAUAUAUGGACAUUAAAGUGUGCACAAAUGGAAUUCCAGCUGUUAUAUUCCCAAAUAUCAUUUUCACAACAAGGUGAAGUACUCGGCUAUUUAGCACAAUCCAUAGUACAAGGAUUUCAAGAUCAGGUGUCCAAUUGGCUUGAUUCUAAUAAUUGUGGAAAUUUUCAAGAUGGAUCUAUAGGACAUGUAGAUGGUUUGCCAAGCAUUGAAUUAGGCGAUAAUGAUCCCGUCUGGUUGUUACCUGCAUUAAUUGCUAAAUUACCAAAAUCACUAAAAGUGCAAAUUAUCAAAGUUACAUCAGAGAUACUGAAAGGUAUAAAACAUUUUUGGAAGCAUAAAAAUGAUGAAGAUAAAGAAAGUGUACUAUUACAAAAUUCUAUUCUCUUUUCACAUCCAACAUUUUUAUUAUUAUUACAUGUUUGUUUACCUGAUGCUGAUUUUGUAGUUGAUUCAUUAUAUGAACAAAUUGAGUAUUUUGUAUUGAAUGCACGUGAUAUCGCUGAUCGUGUACCAGAUAAUUUGCAUACACGUCAAAUUGUUCAACAAUGCUUAAAAUAUCGUUUAAUAUUAGCUGGACAAAAAUUCAAGUAUAUUCAAUCUGAUUUAGAUAUGUGUACACGUUGGGCAACUCUAUUGGCUCAGUUAAUUAGUCAUGGUGUUACAGAGCCUGAAUCUAAUUGUUCCCUAUUCUAUAUGAUAUAUGAUAUGCUUCAAAUGUUAAUACAUUCACUGGCAGCACGUUCUGGCAUUGAAGGAAAACAUUAUCAAGCUGUAGCGAAAAAAAUACGUCGUGAAUUAUCUGAACGUCCACCAUGUUCAGGCAUAGAAUAUAUUCGUCCAUUAUUGUUAUUAACGAAAGGUGCAUAUACAAUCUAUGUUACUGGCCAAUCACGUCAAUCUACUCGUGGUGGUUCGUCGUCGAAUUCAACAGGUAGUGGAUCCUUAGGUGGUGGUGGUGGUGCUGGCGGUGGCGGUUGUGGGGGUACAGGCGGCGGUUCAAUCGGUAAAAUGGGUGGUAAAGGCGGUGGUUCAGCUGGAAGUGGUAGUGGCGGUAAAUCAAGUAGCUCAAAAGGCGCCGGUGGUAAAUCUACUGGACAUAGCCUACUGGCAGGAGGAGGUGGAGGAUUUUUAACCUCUAGUUCUACUGGUUCAGGGCAUCAUUCUAGUCAUUCUGGUGGUCGAAAUCAACAGAAUAAAAAACGUGGUUAUAUGCUUUUGGGGAAAGAGAGGUUUACACCAUGGGAAAUCUAUGAUCCGAGUAAACAGCCAUUACUUUUAUCUAUACAUGGUGCAGUACACACAGAAGCGGUGUUGUCACGGGUUGAAGAACAGGCGAAUCGUUUAAUACGUCAUGAACACUUUUAUAGAAUAUCUCGUCCUCGGGAUUUUUAUAUGGUGCCUGUUUAUCCAGAGACGCUAGAAAAGAGUAAUGCUACUGGCGUUGGUGUUGGUGUCGCUGACAGCAAACAGUCAGAUAUUGGUGAACAUGAGAAUGCAAAUAUUAUGAGAACAAUAAAAACAGAGAAUCUUAGCAUUGAUAGCAACACUACUAAUAACAAUGCUGUUAUCAACAAUAUAUUUAGUAGUAGUAAUAAUAAUAGUAAUAGUGGCAGUAAUCCUGUCAAUUCAUUGGGUGGAGAGUCACAGAUGCUAUCACUGAAUGAUAUUGUACAAAUGCCGGAGACAAAUUUAUCGGAAUGUCAAAAUCAAUUUAUGCAACUUCGUAAUUCAAUUAAUAAUAAUAACAAUAAUAUUAAUAAUGCUACUGUCAUUAGUAGCAGUAAUAGUAACACUAGUGGUGGUAUUCUCUACGAUCAAAAGCAUAAUCCUUCUACUAUGCCGUGUCAUUCGACUAAUCUGCCAAUGUUCAAUGAUACAGGUAAGCCUGUUAAUCAAAUAGAUUCUGAACUUAAUCCUAUGAUGAUUAUGUCAUCAUUGUCGUCAUCACCGUCUUGUACUAACACUAUUACUCAUGGUGGGGGUGGGGGUGGUGCUGUUGGUCCUGCUGGUUCUGGUAAUAUCCAAUUGAUGCAUGGAAAAAUGACGAAUUCAAGAAAUGAUAAUGAACUUGUUGACAAAUUAUCAAUAAACAAUCAAAUGAUGCUGAAUACAUUUAAGUCGUCGGUAGCAUCGGUAGCGGCAGGGGGAGUUUUGACAUCUAGCACUGGUCUACCGUCGUCUAAUUCACACAUACAUCAGCAACAACUUUAUUCUCAUCAUUUGCCAAAUCACCAACAACACCAGCAACAACAGGUACUUGUGAAUUCAGAUCCAAGCCUUUCAUCAGGUCGUAAACUUCAGCCACAACAGAAUCUUAUGAAUGAAUAUGCUAGUUUAAAUGAACUAGACCAAAGGCCUAUAGGUAUAAGUCAUCCAGGGCAUAUGAACACAAUUAACUAUCCUCCUACGCAUCAUAGUCAUGGUCAUCAUGGUCACCCAUUAGAGAUGAAUAUGCAUAAAGGUAAUAAAAUGAUAAAUAUGGAGUAUAAUGAACGAAUGCUACCAUCUCAGUCGUUGACAGUAUCUCAACAACAACACAUCCAACCACCGCCAUCAGUUGCCCCGUUGCCACCGUCGAAUGCGACUAUUUUACACCCACCGAUAAGUAGUAAUACAGCAAUACAUGUCCCAGCACCACCACCGACAACAACAACUACUACUACAACGACAACAACGAAACGUAAACGUGGAUCUGGUCGUCGUGGUGGCGGUGGAAGUCUGGCUUCAUCACGGUCUACUACUGGUGGAAACACUACACGCGGUGGUUUGCAUGGUAAUCCUGGCGGUCCAAUGAAUGUAAGCUAUGAACGUGUUGUUGGCAAUAAUCCUUCAGUAAAUCUAUACGCGUAUAAUGUGAAUAAUUCAGAACAACAAUUAAGUGAUUCAUCAAAUCAUCAAUGGAGUGGUAAACAAAAUGUUUUUAAUAUGAAUUUACUUGAUAUACAAUCACAACAACAUCACCAUCAACAACAACAACAACAAAGUCAUGUACAACAGUCAUCCUCGUCUACACGUGGUCAACACCAACAGCAACAACAUCUGGCUAAUUUAAGUGGCUUCUUACGUAAUCGUGCUCAACAGCAACAGCAACAACAACACCAGCAACAUCAUCUUGGACAAUCCUAUGGUGGUUCAAGUUUCAAUCCAAGUAAUCCACUACCUAUGCCCCAUUCAAGUCAUAUGUUUGACCAAUCUCAGUUAAGCGGUCAAUUCAAUCCGGCAAAUAGUCAUCUGGUUGAAGCGCCUACUGCCUCAAUGCGGCGAAAUAUAACUACUAGCGGAAGUGGGGGUGGUAAUAUUUCUCGGUCUAUACAACAGUCGAAUCAACAACCACCACCUCAUCAAAUUAUUGGUCAUACUAAUACUACUAAUACUAGUUCCGCUACUCCAGGUCCAUUACAACAAAUUCCACAAGGGAUACCGCCUAAUCCCCCACCUUAUCCACUGUCAUCUUCUAAUCAACCGCAACAGCACGCAUUUCGUAUUCCAUCUGACGAUGCCUAUAAUAUAAUGAAUGUGAAUGAUGUAGGUAUUGAUGAACAGUAUAGACGACAGACAUUGAAUCCUGUAAUGAAUACUAUGCACCACCAGCAACAGCAACAACAGCAGCCGCCGCCGCACCAUCAUCAUCAUAAUCAGUCGAGUACAGUGUUGUCAUCACGUGUACAAGGUGCUGGUGGUGGCGGUUAUGAUUCAUCAUCAGGAGGUCAAAUGCAAACCGAUGUACAACAUUUAUCCUAUAUGCCAGUACAGGCUGAUUCACAAAUGAAUACUCAGUCAAGAUUACACGCCUCACGUGUCAUGUCAUCAUCCCAACAACAAUCAGGGCAAUUGAUGCGACCUGAUAUGAUGAUUGCCUCAACAGUUAUUGAGACUGGUGUUGUUGGUGGUAUCGGCGGCAAUAUCCCAUUGUCUAGUAGUAAUAACAAUAAUAGUGCUCAAUUAUCACAACAUGUACAGAAUAUACCUCAUUCCUCAUAUCCACGGUAUACUGGAUAUUAAUUAUAUCACCUUUUCUCUAUGUACAGAACUUUGCCCUUUUGUAAAGAAAAAAAAGAAAAGCAAAGCAAAUAUUGUUUCACUGAGUUUCUUUCUUCUUAUUUACUUUUAAUUCAUAUGGAGCGCGCGGGGGGCAGGGUGGCGGAGGAGGAGUUAUUUUUGUAGUCUUUUUUCUUUUUUUUGGCAUUUUUUAUUCUUCUUAUUUUCGUGUUAUCGAGAAAUUGGUUAAAGAAAAGAAUAUAUAUAUAUAUGCAAAUAAAAUUUCCAAUAUGUAU
This is a messenger RNA of Trichobilharzia regenti, 9281 nucleotides long. Lineage: Eukaryota; Metazoa; Platyhelminthes; Trematoda; Strigeidida; Schistosomatidae. The record is from the annotation of a GenBank genome assembly.